GAAAGGUCAUCAUACCGGAUAUUCCGUAUGUCUCUCUACCAUGUGGAAAAACAUAUGCGGUCGGGAUGGGUAGUAAUGUGUAUGGUGAAUAUUUCCUUAGUCAAUUGAAGAAACCUAUGUUUUCUUAGCGACACUUUUGGACAAUAUACCAUUUUAAAUUCGUGACUUUGCAUCUAAUAACGAUUCUGUUGGCUGAUUCACAAACGGAAACAUCAGCGAGGAAUCCACACAACAUGGACGAAACCAGUCCAAACCCUGCAUCUAGGGGCAAAGUUUUGAAAAGAGCGCCCAGUGCCAUUGUGGACAGUGCAGAGCCCACCGAAGAGUCCAAGAGACAGAAACACCUCGAAAAAGCGAGGGCGUUGGGCGAAAAGGACGAAUCUGAAAAGUUGCUUGAAGACCUGGUGUUUGGUGCUGAGGACAAGCUGGUUGAAAAACUGACUUGGAAGGAUGAAGUGGGCAGCAGCCUUCUUGAGGAAGAGUCAAGCGAUUCAGAAGUUGAGAAUGAAGCACGACUCGAGGUUCCUGCCGCCAGGAGAGCUGUCUGGGAUGAUGAUGACGACGAUGAAGACGCUUCAGCGGAUGCAGAGGUGGACAUGACCCACAAGUACCGCCGAGAUUUUAUGAAAGGCGAUGCCGAAAAAACUCUCUCCAAGCAGAAACUGCAGCAGAGGCUCCAAGAACAGUUCCGGAGGGCAAUGGGUGGAACUCCAUCAUGGGCAGAGAAAGGGGUGAAAAACAAGAGGAAAGAUAAGAAGAAUGCUGACGAUGACGACGACGAUGAUGAUGAUGAAGAUGACGACUUGUUGCGUAAAACGGGGAACUUUGUGGCCUCAUCAGAAAGCCUUCCCAAAGGAAUCAUACAGAUCAAGAAGUGCUUGGAAGCCAACAAUGACCGUCCCGCGGAAGGCCGGCUGACCUCAGUACAGUUUCACCCCUCGGCUCAGGUCGUCAUGACGGCAGGAGUGGACCAGAACAUCAGUCUCUUCCAGGUUGAUGGGAAAAGCAACCCCAAGAUCCAGAGCCUCCAUCUGGAGAAUUUCCCGGUGCACAAGGCCCAGUUCAGCGCAGACGGGGAGCAAGUGAUCGCCACCAGUAACUACAACAAGUUAUUCUACGUCUACGACAUGAUGGAGGGGAAGGUCAUCCCUGUGUACAUGGUCAGAGGUUUAAAUGAGAAAAAAGUGAAGGAAUUCCAGGUUUCUCCAGACGGGAUGUUCCUUCUGCUCAGUGGGACCUCUGGAUAUCUUCACCUGGUUACCAUGAAGUCUAAAGAACUGGUCCGAAGCUUCAAGAUCAACGGGGAAGUCGCGGGAGCAGCCUUCUCGCAGGACGGCAGCAGAAUAUACGUCAGCUCAGAUGAAGGAGAGGUAUUCAUUUGGGAUUUGAAAAGGAACAAGUGCUUAAACCGAUUCACGGACGACGGCUCGUUAAGGGGAACCUCGAUUGCUGUGUCCAAAAACGGGCAGUAUAUCGCUUGUGGGUCGAGCUCUGGCGUGGUGAACGUGUACGAUCACGACGCCUGUCUGCAGGAGUCCAACCCCAAGCCGCUGAGGGCCAUCAUGAACCUGCUGACGCCCGCCACCUCCCUGCGCUUCAACGCCACCACCGAGAUCCUGGCCAUCGCCUCCAACACCGCGGACGAAGCCGUCCGGCUGGUCCAUGUUCCCAGCUUCACGGUCUUCUCCAAUUUCCCUGUGUCCAAGCGGAGCUUCCUGUUCCACCCGCAGUGCCUAGACUUCUCCCCAAACAGCGGCUUCCUCUCUGUGGCCAACGACAAGGGCAGGGCCCUACUCUACCGGUUGAAACAUUACUCAGACUUUUAGGAUAUAUUUUAAGGCAGCCCUGUGUCAGCAGGAGGAUGACCGCACGCCCUCCGUCAUAGAGACUGAGAGACUGAGAGACUGAGAGACUGAGAGACUGAGAGACUGAGAGAGUGAGAGAGUGAGAGAGUGAGAGAGUGUGAGAGAGUGGGCAGGUGUGUGGCCCCACAAACCACUUUCCAUGUCUUCAGUCCUCUCAACAGAAUUCAUCUUUUUGAACAUUUGAACAGGCUGCUUAUGUUUGCGUGCAAAAUAAAAUGUUUUCUACACGUUCUUCCAGAUAA
Conger conger (European conger) is the source of this 2107-nucleotide messenger RNA. It is a transcript of the gene utp18, whose product is annotated as UTP18 small subunit processome component. Gene Ontology annotation, cellular component: Pwp2p-containing subcomplex of 90S preribosome; small-subunit processome. The transcript has 14 exons. Gene Ontology annotation, molecular function: protein binding. Lineage: Eukaryota; Metazoa; Chordata; Actinopteri; Anguilliformes; Congridae. Gene Ontology annotation, biological process: rRNA processing. The record is from RefSeq and is a predicted model, not a curated record. Bases 234 to 1826 code for a protein of 530 amino acids.